AUGAUCAUCCGUCGGGCUCAUCAUUCGAAUCUCCAUGCAGGGAUUCAAAGUACUCUCUACGCGAUUCGAUCCAAAUUCUGGAUUCUGAACGGUAAGGAUCAGAUCAGAAGGAUUGUUCGUCGUUGUAUCGAAUGCAUUCGUCAGAAACCAACGGUAGUUCAUGCUCAGAUCGCAGAUUUGCCUAGAUCUAGAGUGAAAGAAGCACCCGCUUUCUCGCAGACAGGUGUUGAUUUUUUUGGUCCAAUCCUCAUCAAAGAGAAGAAAGAUCGUAACAGAUCGUUUCUCAAGUCGUACGGAUGUGUAUUCGUGUGUAUGGUCUCUAAGGCUGUUCACAUUGAAUUAGCGACUGAUCUUUCCUCACAAGGAUUUUUGGCAGCCUUUCGCAGGUUCACCGGCCGCAGAGGUGUUCCUGAACAGGUUUACUCCGACAACGGUACAAAUGUCGUUGGAGCCAGUAAAGAGCUCAGUGAAUUGUACAAUCUUCUUUCUAGCCCCGAAUUCGCGGAAAGCGUGGGCAAUUACGCUCUAUCUAAACGCAUCACCUGGAAUUUUAACCCACCAUUGUCUCCCCACUUUGGAGGGAUUUGGGAAGCAGCUGUAAAGAGUUUCAAACAUCAUUUGAAAUGCGUUUUAAAGGACCAAAGACUUACUUAUGAGCAACUCAAUACUUUGCUGAUCGAAAUUGAAGCGAUCUUAAACUCUCGACCGUUGUGUACUCUUUCGGCUGAUCCCAAUGAUCCCUUAGCUAUCACUCCAGCCCACCUGUUGAUAGGCCGACCAUUCAAUGCCUUACCCGAAAAAUCGUUCUCGUCAGUUUCAGAUAAUCGCCUGUCCACUUAUAACUUCAUCACCAAGGCCAAACAGGACUUUUGGAAUAAAUGGCACAAGGAAUAUCUACAUGAACGCCAAACUCGCCAAAAAUGGCAUACGUCUACUGCUGAACUGAAACUCGGUUCAGUGGUUCUCCUCAUGGACGACGCUGUCGCUUGUGCACGAUGGCCGCUGGGCAUGAUCAUUGAAGUGUAUCCUGUAAGUGACGGCGUCGCUCGAGUUGCAUCAGUUAGGACANGCAUCAGUUAG
Messenger RNA from Diachasma alloeum, 1080 nucleotides. RefSeq lists its product as uncharacterized. Gene Ontology annotation, molecular function: nucleic acid binding. The record is from RefSeq and is a predicted model, not a curated record. Lineage: Eukaryota; Metazoa; Arthropoda; Insecta; Hymenoptera; Braconidae. The transcript has a single exon. Gene Ontology annotation, biological process: DNA integration. Bases 1 to 1080 code for a protein of 359 amino acids.